Molecule: messenger RNA, 369 nt
Organism: Helianthus annuus (common sunflower)
Lineage: Eukaryota; Viridiplantae; Streptophyta; Magnoliopsida; Asterales; Asteraceae
Exons: 1
Coding region: 1-369 (122 amino acids)
Source: RefSeq, a predicted model, not a curated record
AUGAGACAAGGAGACCCCAUCUCCCCGUUUCUGUUUGUGAUUGUGAUGGAAGCGUUGUCAUGUAUGCUCGACAAAGCAUGCGAGGAUAAGAUUUUGGAAGGGGUCCAGCUGCCCGAGGAUGGCCCUUUAGUGUCGCAUCUUUUCUAUGCUGAUGAUACGCUGAUUAUCGGGGAGUGUUUUAAGGAGAAUGUGGUCAACGUGGUCAGAAUUUUGAGAUAUGUCCAUGCGUGCUUGGGUUUAAAAAUCAACCUAGGCAAGUCUAAUAUCUACGGUAUAGGGGUCAACAGUUUCGAGGUUGAAGAUAUGUCGGAAGUGGUGGGGUGUAAAUCGGAUUCGUUGCCCUUCAAGUAUUUAGGUUUGACGGUAUGA